AACGAAAGAAGGGCACUCGGAGUAAAUAAAAUAAAGUAGCUAUAUAAAGGGUUGAGAUUCGUCUUCUCCGCUAGAAAACCCUACAACUCGGCCGCAGCUGCUCUUCGUCUACAGGUAGGAUUGUUUCCCGCAGAGCUUGGAGCAAUGGCCCCUGCUAAAGUUGACGGCAAGAAGAAGGAUCCCAAGGCCCAGGCCUUGAAGACUGCCAAGGCUGUGAAAUCAGGCCCUGCUUUCAAGAAGAAGGCCAAGAAGAUCAGGACAUCGGUCACAUUCCACAGGCCAAGGACAUUGAAGCAGGAAAGGAACCCCAAGUAUCCCCGCAUCAGUGCAACACCAAGAAACAAGUUGGACCACUAUCAAAUUCUCAAGUAUCCAUUGACCACCGAGUCUGCAAUGAAAAAGAUUGAGGACAACAACACACUCGUCUUCAUUGUUGACAUCCGAGCUGAUAAGAAGAAGAUCAAGGAUGCAGUGAAGAAGAUGUACGACAUUCAGACCAAGAAAGUGAACACCUUGAUCAGGCCUGAUGGAACGAAGAAGGCUUACGUCAGGUUGACACCGGACUACGAUGCCUUGGAUGUUGCCAACAAGAUCGGAAUCAUUUAAGUUAAUGUUGUAUCGUCUUUUAUCCGGUUUCAAGAGAUUCCAUUGUUGCUAUGACAGUUUUGUUACUAGUUGCACUGUAUCAGUACUCCUGCAUUAGUUUGGUUUUCUUUAAUUUGUAUUGGGAGCUAUAUUUGCUUUUUAUGGCAAUGCGAUGCGUUUAAAACUUA
Pyrus x bretschneideri (Chinese white pear) is the source of this 773-nucleotide messenger RNA. Its product is annotated as 60S ribosomal protein L23a. The record is from RefSeq and is a predicted model, not a curated record. Lineage: Eukaryota; Viridiplantae; Streptophyta; Magnoliopsida; Rosales; Rosaceae. Bases 145 to 606 code for a protein of 153 amino acids. Gene Ontology annotation, cellular component: cytosolic large ribosomal subunit; ribosome. The transcript has 4 exons. Gene Ontology annotation, molecular function: structural constituent of ribosome; rRNA binding. Gene Ontology annotation, biological process: translation; ribosomal large subunit assembly.